AUGUCCCUACCACCCAUAGCGGUAAUGGCAGGGGACUUCAAUUUGCGGCAUGUCCUGUGGGAUAAAGGGUCUCGCAGGGCUGGCACACGCAGUAGACAUGGUGACAAGGCAUUGGCCUUGAUCACCCUAGCACAAGAGGAAAUGGGUCUUGACCUGUUGAAUGAUGAUGAUGGGAUCCCGACGUGGAUCCCCAACAGUACUGCGGCUUCCCCGGGCACCAUCGAUCUGGUGUGGCUCGACCCUGAUUACAGGGAAGGGGAAGCUUUACUCAAAGUGGACCAAAGUGGCCGACACCGCUCGGAUCAUGCAGUCCUCAAAUGGAACUUGGCGAUAGAUGUCAAUCCAACCAGGGAUCCCCGUAUCCCUAGAACAGGAACAGCAGCUCAGAAAUACCUGAAUGCUGUUGCCGUGGAAUUACAUGCAUACCAGCCUGUCCUUCAGUCUAAGGAGGAUGUCGUCGAAGCGGCGGCACACCUUCAACAAAUUCUGUCCACACACUGGGCGAGUCAUGCCACACCUCCUAAGAUAUCUGCCAGGUCGCGUACAUGGUGGAACAGGAGAUGUCAGAGAGCGGCCCAGAGAGUGAGGGAUGCGACAACAACUGUAGAUAACGCCAGGGUCCAGUAUAGGACACUGCGGUCAUCUCAUGGUUCUUUUGAUGCUAGCACUGCAGCCCAGGGGGUGGUCAUUAGAGCCGCAGUGUCAGAUUUGCACAACCGACGGGGUGACUUAAAGAAAGCCACCAGGGCGGCUAAGAGGGGAUUCUUCGAUGCGUGCAUCAAGAGGGCUAACCCCAAGCUUAUAUUGGAUUUUGUCCAAUGGACCAAACCACGUAAACAGUCAGCCAAUGUGCAGCUAAAAAUGCGCGAUGGCAGACCUGCAAACACCACUGCCCUAAUGGCGGAGGCGUUUCAAACACAAUUCACCCCUGCCAACCCUAAACCAGUUGAUUGGGAGAUGAUUGAGGCAAUACCCCAAUUGCCUGAAAGGGAGUUUCCCCCCUUCAGCGAACCAUCUCAAUUGGCUGUGGAUUAA
Molecule: messenger RNA, 1035 nt
Organism: Fibroporia radiculosa
Lineage: Eukaryota; Fungi; Basidiomycota; Agaricomycetes; Polyporales; Fibroporiaceae
Exons: 2
Coding region: 1-1035 (344 amino acids)
Molecular function (GO): catalytic activity
Source: RefSeq, a predicted model, not a curated record